AUGUACGCCAUCACUAUUCUCGUCCCCUUCCUUCUGGCCCUCGACGCCAUGUUCGCCGCCCCCUUUGGAGGAGCUAUCGGCAUUCUUAUGAUCUCUUGUCUUUCUGGUUAUGAUGACAGCGAUCCCUCUGCCAAUGUCCUCGCCCUUUCGGCAAACACUCUCACGGCCAUUUGCGUGAAGUACGGCUUCGGAGGAGGUGUUCUCCGGGAGAUCCACGGCAUCGCGCUCAUGUGCGCAUGCAAAGAUUCUUGGGGCGACACGUAUCCCAGCGCGAUUACCGUGGCAACGAUCAUGAUAAUGCAUAAGUUUCUCACCUGCGACAAGCAUAUGUUUUAUCUUGAUCUUGUCAUGAUGGUCUGCGCUGCAACCCCCUCUCUUCGUCGCAUCCCUCUUCAGGUCCUCUCCGUGGUUCUCACCCUAGCCUACCGCACAUAUUUACUCAUGCGCCAUUUCUUGGCUUCCGUUCUGCGCGUUACUGUGUCUAUCCUAAAGCUCCCUCUUACUCUCUGGCGUCAGUUAUGUCCAGUUCUAAGAAAGCCCAAGAUGGUUCACGCUAGCACGCAGACGGAAAUUCACAGCCAACCUCUACCUCUACCUCAAUUGGCCAUAACUGCGAUCAUGACUGUCACAGACGUGCCCCCUAUUACCCCUCCUGAGCCCCCCAUGCCUACACCCAUAGUCUAUUCUCACGAGUCCGUUCUGGAGAUCUUUCGAAAGGUCAAGCCGAGAAUUACAUUUCUUCGAAGAUCAUCGUUUAUUAGAGAAGAGGUUACGGGAACAGGGUUUGUCGAGGAGAUACUACAGGCUUCAGGUCAGACGAUCUCUUCACGUGAAUACCUUAGGAGUAAAUGGGCUCUUGCCAAGCAAUCUAGCAAGCCCAAGCCGACUGAAGGCACACCUAAGUCUAAAGAGCCCGUCAGCGACCAACCUAUUACCCAGCUGCCUAUUAUUGACCAGUCUGCUAUCGACCAGCCUGCCACCGACCAGCCUGCCAUUGACCAGUCCGCCAUCGACCAGUCCGCCAUCGAGAUGCCUGCCAUCGACCAGCCUGCCGUCGACCAGCCUGCCAUCGAGAUGCCUACCCCUGAGGAGUCUGCCCCUGAGUCUGCCCCGGAGAAGCUCAGUCAUGAGAUGCUUUCUAUCGAGACGCUUCCUACUCAAGUUUCUCCCUUUGAACAACCCGCCGGCGAGAAACCUCUAGAUACCCAGCCUGCUGUAGAGCAGCUGGUCAUUGAGCAAGCUGUUGCUGCUGAGGAACACAGUGCUGAAAGCUUCUCCACCGACGACCCUGCUACCGUCGAGCAGCCUCCCGCAGAGCAGCAAUCCAUUGUGGGGGCCAUUACUAGCGAACCUAUCUCCCAGUCUCCCGAAAUUCAGGAGAUGCCUCUCGCCGAGCAGCUUCUUGAGAUGCACUCCAAGGAGAUGCCCGCUAUUUCGGAGACUUUUAAGGAGGAACCUUCGGCCGAGCAAUAUGCAAUCGAACAGCUUGGCGAGAAUAUUACUGCGGAGGAACCUGCUACUGAACAGCCUUCACACGAUGAGCAACCAAGUGAUGAGAUGGCCGAAUGGGGACAGAUUAUGGACAACAUACUAGAAGAUAUGCUAGCCGAGAGUAAUCAGUUCAGCAGUGAGCAGAUUGUUACCCAUGAGCCUCAUAUCAUCCACGCGCCAGCAGAGUUCGAUUUCAAUAUACAAUUUCCGGAGAACCCUAUUGGCAUGGAACAAGCUGUCGAAAAUGGCCAUAUUUUCGACAGUGAACAACCUACUCUAACCCAACCCACCCCCGUGUUCACCUUUAACACCGAGCCGUCAACCGAAGCCGGACAAUCUGCCUCUACUUUUAACUUCGGCGCUGGAGAAUUUACACCCACAUUCUCUUUCGCCAAUGAGCAGCCCGCAGAAGUUGAACAGCCCGCCGCCAUCUUUAAUUUCGGUGCAGAACAGUUUAUUCAGCCCGAACAACAUACACCUAUACCCUCCUUCCUUAACGAGCAGCCAACUCAGGCUCCACAGCCAAUGCCUGUGCUGUCUUUCGGUAAUGAGCAGUUCACAGAAGCUGAACAGCCUACCUUUAGUUUUAAUUUCAGCAGUGGACAAUCCGCACCUGUCCCCCAUUUCGGCAACGAGCAGUCCACGGAAGCUGGACAGCCCACCUCUAUCUUCAACUUCGGUGGCGAACAAUCUACACCGACGUUUUCUUAUAGCAACGAGGAUCCUAUAGAACCCGAACAAUAUGCUUCAAUGUCCUGUUCCCACAAAGAAUUCACUCAUAUCGGACAACUUGCCUUCCCGAAGCCGCUCCAUAAUAGCUCACAGAAUACUGCUCAAGAAGCAGGCACCGAGGAACCUAACCCCCAGACUGAUGAUCAAAUUCAAGAGGAAAUGGAUGUCGAGACUGACGAAGUUGAUGCUGGUGAAAUCGCCGCUGCUGAAGCAGGUCCAGAGACAAUGGAGCAAGAAAUCGAGGAAGAUCCUCUUCUAAAACUGAUGGAAGAGACGCUGGAGGAAGAGCUGGUGCAGCUAGAAAAUACCAAUCUUGGGAGUGAUCAAAACGCUGAACAGGAGGAACCUAUGGGAGACGCACCAGAAAUCGAUAUCCAGGAAGAGCAAGAUAUUCCGGAUGAACUUAUGACGGAAGCUCCAUCCACAGAGAUUGGACCUACACACAACCAGUCUGUUCUUGAUACUCCUUCUGUCCCAAGUUAUACUCCGACUAACACCACCACAGCCAUACAUACACCCAUGCCUUUCUCCAUCACGAACCAUAGCCUACCCGACAUCACCUUUACCGAUACACCUACAUCCACUUUUAACCCUACCUACAAUAUAGGUAUUUCAAGCCAGACUACUAUCGUCCCGCCAAGCAACCCCAAUGCGGGAAACGAAGAACUGGUAUUUGAAACACCUGGGCCGAUAUUUGAAGCACCUAUGGUUGCUAGCGGUUCCGACAUGGAAGAUAUAUCUAUGGAAGAGGAUCCCUUCGUCGAGGCUUCUGUACAUAAGACGUCGCCUGUUCAACAGCAACCUCCAGCUCCAGCCUUCUCUACCAUUCCUACAGCUUGGCUACUUCCAUCAAAGCCGCGGGAGGUGGCCAAAUUAGACCUUAGCGUCCUCAAGAAGACUCUCAAGAGCAAUAUGGAAGAGCGCUCAAAAGAAAGCAUCAUGGGACGAGGCGGGAAGCAGAGGGCUUUCGACCAAGCAGCUGUGAAGGGGGCCCUCCUCCCUGACACCUACUACACGAUAGGUGACGAUGGCUUGCCUCAUAAGGAGACCGAUGGGCUUCCAUUUACAGAGUCGGAUGAUGAGCGUUUGAGUGUCAUGAUGGACACGUUAGACACAGCAAGCAAGCACAACCGAGACGAGCAGAACAAGAAGAAUCUUAUGGUCGCGGAGGCUGAGAAGAAGUUGAAGGAGGAGUGGCAAAAGAAGAAGAACGAUGCAGACUUCCAAUCACUAAUGAAAUUAAAGAAGCGACCUGCCAACCCGUUAAUCGCUCCGAAGAGACCGAAGAAGCCGGUGGAUAAAAAGUAG
Daldinia vernicosa is the source of this 3531-nucleotide messenger RNA. RefSeq lists its product as uncharacterized. Bases 1 to 3531 code for a protein of 1176 amino acids. Lineage: Eukaryota; Fungi; Ascomycota; Sordariomycetes; Xylariales; Hypoxylaceae. The record is from RefSeq and is a predicted model, not a curated record. The transcript has 3 exons.